This is a messenger RNA of Penicillium atrosanguineum, 2856 nucleotides long. RefSeq lists its product as uncharacterized. The coding region runs from base 1 to 2856 and encodes 951 amino acids. Gene Ontology annotation, biological process: phosphatidylinositol dephosphorylation. The record is from RefSeq and is a predicted model, not a curated record. The transcript has 3 exons. Gene Ontology annotation, molecular function: phosphatidylinositol-4-phosphate phosphatase activity. Gene Ontology annotation, cellular component: endoplasmic reticulum. NCBI's taxonomy places the organism in Eukaryota, Fungi, Ascomycota, Eurotiomycetes, Eurotiales, Aspergillaceae.
AUGCCCGUGCUGCGCAAGCUGAUUGUCGUCGCUGCGGUCGAUGGCCUAGUUCUACACGCGAAUGGCGGUCCACGGUUUAACGGCAGCAACAAUGAAGCCUCCUCCAUCCGCAUAGACUACAAAACGAACAAGAUCACUGCCCUGCCCACUUCGGCUCCGGAAGCCUUCGAGGGACGCGAUGUCUUGGAGUCAUACGGUCUAGUCGGCUUAUUGUCCGUUGCGUCAUACUCGUUCCUCGUCUCCGUCACCCAGCGCGAACAAGUCGCCCAGAUACAAGGCUAUCCAGUUUACUCCGUAACGAACGUCGCAAUUAUCCCCACAUCGUCCCAAGAAGACGCGACCCGCGCAAUCACACAAGCCCGAAAGGAAGUCUCACAGGGCGAUCCAGACCUCGACCCCUCAUCCGACGAAGAAGACGUCCCAGACAAUGUCACAGAUGGUGCAGCAACAGAGAUCGGCAGCGUGCCGACCUCACCUACCCGCGAGACCUUCCACUCGCGCGGAGUCAGCGUUAGCAGCAUAGCCGAAGAUGUCAUUGGUAAACGGCUCCGAUUUGGACGGUUCGCAGCGAACUGGCUAUCGCGCAAGAAUCUAGGCUUACCGAGGCCUGGAGCGCUGGAGCCGGAAGUGCUGGAGCCGCCGUUUGACGACACGCCUCGGAUGUCGACUGAAGGGUCUGAGGUUGGGGAUUCUAGUACUGAGGCGAUUGUGCCGCAGGAAUUUGGUUCCCAGAGUGAUUCUAACCAGCCAGGGGCUGGGCAAGCGGCUGAGUUGUUGCCAAAAUUGUUGAGGUAUACGAAGCUGCUUUUUGCGUCGCAUAAUUUCUUUUUUGCAUAUGAUUAUGAUCUUACGAGGUCGUAUCAUGCGCAGGGGCCGAGGAGUGGGCAUUUGCCACUUCAUAAGACUAUUGAUCCAUUGUAUUUCUGGAACAAGCAUCUUAUGACUGCAUUCAUAGAUAGCGAUGCUCAUGGAUUUGUCUUGCCCCUGCUGCAAGGGUUUGUUGGCCAGCGAAAGUUUACAGUCGCUGUUCCUGAGAAGAAGGUAUCGGACGGGAAUCCCAGAGAGGAAUCCGCUGAAGCUCGUAUCAUUGGCGAUAGCCAAGAUGCAGAGAGUGUUGAGACCGAAGCUCCUAAGCAGAACUUCCUUUUGACUUUGAUAUCGAGGCGUUCUGUCAAUCGGCCGGGUGUUCGGUACCUUCGUCGCGGUGUUGAUGAUGAGGGCAAUACUGCAAACACGGUGGAGACGGAGCAGAUACUUUCGGGCCCCGAUUGGGAUCCGUCGCAUAAUGUUCACUCCUAUCUGCAGGUGCGAGGGUCUAUUCCGCUUUACUUCUCACAGUCGCCGUAUGCCUUCAAGCCGAUCCCAGUGUUGCAUCAUUCUGCCGAGACCAAUCAGCUCGCUUUUGGGAGACACUUUCGAGAACUUAGUCGGAGGUAUGGCAAGAUACAGGCAGUGUCGUUGAUUGACAAACAUGCCGGAGAAUUGAAAGUGGGCGAGCAGUACGAGAGAUAUGCCGAUGUCUUUAACAAAGCCGGGGGCAUUGAUGGUUCGCCGCUGCGUCUAGAGUGGUUUGACUUCCACAAUGAGUGUCGCGGUAUGAAGUUCGAAAAUGUCAGCCGGUUGGUCGAUCGUGUGAAAGAAACCCUCGACGAGUUUGGUUACACUACCGUCAAAGAUGGUGCUGCCUUGCACAAACAAGUUGGUAUUGUGAGGACCAACUGCAUGGAUUGUCUCGACCGCACAGGUGUUGCACAGUGUGCCCUUGGCCAAUGGGCGCUCGAGCGCCAGCUGAAGGAGGAAGGAAUUCAAAUCGACUUUGGCGGAGAUUCUUCAACUCAAUGGUUUAAUACGCUCUGGGCAGACAAUGGAGAUGCGAUCUCAAAGCAAUACUCGUCGACUGCAGCUCUGAAGGGUGAUUACACUCGCACUCGCAAGCGGGAUUACCGAGGCGCCCUGAAUGAUUUUGGCCUGACGCUCUCUCGAUACUACAACAACAUUGUCAACGACUAUUUCUCCCAAGCCUGUAUCGACUACCUCCUUGGCAAUGUAUCAACGCACGUCUUCGACGAAUUUGCCAUGGAACUACAAACCACCGACCCAGGAAUUUCGGUGCAAAAGAUCCGCCAGAACGCAAUUGACACGAGCUGUAAAAUCGUAAUCAGCAGUCCCUCCGAAGAAUUUCUUGGCGGUUGGACUAUGCUGACACCACGACAACCGAACACUCUCCGCACACUCCCAUUCGAAGAAUCCGUUCUCUUGUUGACAGAUGCAGCGGUCUACAGCUGCCGCUUUGACUGGGAAACAGAUAAAGUGCUCUCAUUUGAACGCAUUGAUCUGCGCAGCAUCUCUCGCAUUCACUACGGCACAUACAUCACUUCCAUUCUGACAGACACUCAGGCCAAUGAGAGAAGUAAUGUUGGACUGGUCGUCGUAUACCGAGAUGGUGAUACAAAUGCUCUGCGCGUCAACACGCGCUCUCUGCAGACAAACGUGCGCCCCGCUGCUCUUGAGACCACAAGCAGUAACGGUGAAUGGGACCUUGUAUCCUGGCUCCGGGGCACUAAGCGAGCAACGACUCGCUUCGUUGCGUUCAAAUCGAUGCCUAUGUCUAAUCCCGUGCCUAGUCCUCGUCCUCGUCUUGGUCCCAACGCUGGCAUUGUUACCGUCAAAGAACUUGAUCGGGUGCGGGGGAUUUGCCAGGAAAUUGAACGCGCGAUGCUGGCCGGCGAUAGUCAGAAUGUUGAUUCGACGUCUGUGGUUGAGCAGUCGGAUAUCAUAUCCCUGGCCGAUGCCAAGAAACGGACUGGGAUUUUGGAGUAUCUCGUAUAUGAUAUCAAGAAGAUGGUGUGGGCUUGA